Messenger RNA from Mycena citricolor, 396 nucleotides. The record is from the annotation of a GenBank genome assembly. NCBI's taxonomy places the organism in Eukaryota, Fungi, Basidiomycota, Agaricomycetes, Agaricales, Mycenaceae.
AUGGCGGGCCACACUGGAGGCCUGUUAAAAGCAAGACACAACACAGACACUGCCACCGGUCAUGAUCUCGAUUAUGACACUCGUGGGCACCCGGUGCCCCGCAAAUUCAUUACUUGCUUAUCUGGCGAGGCGCUCUCGAAUGCGCACGAGUCUCCGGUAACCAUCAUCCUCGCAGCCAGGGCAGACUGUUUGGCCGUCCAAAUCCCGGGCAGAAAGAUCAUCUGCCGACUGUUGCUGGUGAAACAGAGAUACCUAGCAGACCCCAAAGUGAUGUUUUCGCCGCGCCUUGAUAUCAGAAUCUCGGAGAUCGGCCACUGGCGUGUCCAGAAAAUGAUGAAACACAGAUGGACGGAAGGAAAGGAAAUCAAGCGGGUGGAGAACAAAGUUGUGAAUUGA